Messenger RNA from Phaeoacremonium minimum UCRPA7, 1251 nucleotides. RefSeq names its product putative mfs monocarboxylate transporter protein. The coding region runs from base 1 to 1251 and encodes 416 amino acids. Gene Ontology annotation, biological process: transmembrane transport. Gene Ontology annotation, molecular function: transmembrane transporter activity. The record is from RefSeq and is a predicted model, not a curated record. Lineage: Eukaryota; Fungi; Ascomycota; Sordariomycetes; Togniniales; Togniniaceae. Gene Ontology annotation, cellular component: fungal-type vacuole membrane. The transcript has 2 exons.
AUGGCUUGGCUCCAAGUCUCCGCCGCCUUCUCGUUGUACUGGAACAGCCUCGGUCUGCUCAAUGGCUUUGGUGCCUUCCAGACCUACUACGAACAGUAUUUGCUCAGCGACCAGACCGCAUCAGCGAUCUCCUGGAUUGGUUCGGUCCAGGUAUUCUUCCUCAUGGCCGGAGGUGUUUUCCUUGGUCCGCUCUAUGACAUGGGCUACACGCGGUCGAUGCUCUUCGCUGGGACCUUUCUCGUCACCUUUGGUUUCAUGAUGACGAGCAUCAGCACACAAUAUUAUCAGAUUUUGCUGGCUCAGGGAUUCUGCGUUGGCAUUGGAACCAGCUGUCUUUACAUGCCUGCCAUUACCUUGAUCCCACCCUACUUUACCACAUCACGGGCUCUCGCUAUGGGAACGGCGGGCGUUGGAAGCAGUCUUGGUGCUGCUCUGUACCCUCUCAUGUUCGAGAGGCUAUACCCGCAAAUUGGGUUUCCAUGGACCGUUCGAAUUAACGGUUUCAUCGUCUUGGCCAUGGGCAGCUACGCCACCGUGGUAGCUCGGCCGCUCCGCAAGCCCAAACAGACCACCAAAGGCAUGCAGUCAUUUAAGGGGGUGACUAAAGCUGCUGGGCUCACAGAUAAGCGGUACAUGAUCCAAUGUAUCGCCAUCUUCUUCAGUAACGUCGCCUUUUUCGAGCCCAUGUACUACUUGCAGACCUAUGCCCUAUCACAUGGUAUGCAGGGGCAGACCUUGGCAAGUUAUCUCCUUGUCAUAUUAAACGCGGUUGCUAUCCCCGGCCGCAUCAUACCAUCGCUCGCAGCGGACCGGUUUGGUGUGCUGAAUACCUACAUCUGCAUAUCCGCCAUGGCUGCCGUCAGCAUAUUUUACUGGAUUAGCGUGACGAACCGCGCCGGGAACAUUGCCUUCUCGGUGCUCUAUGGCUUUUUCUCAGGAAGUGUCGUCACCUUGGCACCGGUGGUCCUUGCAAGUAUUACCGACGAUCUGAGCAUAUUGGGCACACGGCUUGGCUUCGUUGCCGUCUUGAAGGGUAUCGGAUCGCUCAUUGGCCCACCCAUCGCGGGCGCCAUACUCGGAAAUACAGGCAGCUAUCUCGGUAUCCAGCUGUUUUCUGGGCUGGCCAUGUUGCUCACAGCAGUCUUUGCUAGCCAGCUACGGGUCGUAAUUGCUCGACAAGCUAGGAGUGAGAAGAAGGGGGAAUUGGAAGACCACAGCGGGCCUGAGAACGAACUAGAAUCUCGGCCGUGA